AUGCCGGGCACCCCGACGAGCACCACCACCUCGCUGAGCGCCCUCUCCACGACGGCCAUAAAGGACGGUCACCGAGGCCACUUCCCCCAGGCCGGCCCCCCGGGCCUCGACCACCGCGGUCACCAUCACAACCCCUCCACCACCAGUCUCGAGGCCGAGCGCGCCGACCGCAUCUCCCGACUCGCCGGGCUCGAACGAGUCUCUACCCUCCGCGCGCCCCCGCAGACCCCGCCCGGCGGCGGUGCAGCCACCAGCAGCGUAGGUGGCGCUGCCGUCUCCUCGCUGUCGCCCCAGACGACGCCCACAUCCACCGGUUUCCCACCCAACUACCCGGGUGCUCAGCACCCCGCGACGCCCGCCUACUUCGACAGCAACGGCCAGCCCGUCGCCGUCACCAAGAUGAGCACCGUCGGCACCGCCAGCGCCACCGCCAGCGCCACCGAGAGCCACACCGGCGAGGAGGUCGACGACGACAGGACCACGGCCGGCGACGUCGACGAGGAUGUGCUCAGCACCGACACCAACUACCGCGACGCCGGCUCCGUCACCAGCACCGGUGCUGACCAGGACGCCAUGAACGAAGACAUGGACCGUAUGGGUCCCGGCGCCGACGACGACCACAUGAGCGACGGCUCCGCCUCCCUGGUCGGUUUCGGCGAGGGCGCCGGUAGCACCGUCUCCGGGCCCAUCUAUCACCGCCGAUCGACGCUGGGAUCUGCCUCGGCCGCACAGCAGAUGUGGGGAGGUCUGGAGAGGACCAACUCUGGUCUGAGCGACACACGUCGCGAGCGUGACCGCGACGCCGGCGGCAGCGACACGCCCAUAAUGUCGGCGGCGGCGGCGGCGGCAGCGAUGCAGGAACGUCGCGACGCCCGCAUGAUGGACGGCGUGUCUGCCGACCAGGCGAGGCCAUACUCGCCGGGGACGCAGCAGGACUCCUUUGUGGACACAACCUCGCGCGGCCCCGUUCCCGUGUCUAGCCCCGGUUCCGUCUCGUAG
Molecule: messenger RNA, 999 nt
Organism: Geosmithia morbida
Lineage: Eukaryota; Fungi; Ascomycota; Sordariomycetes; Hypocreales; Bionectriaceae
Exons: 2
Coding region: 1-999 (332 amino acids)
Source: RefSeq, a predicted model, not a curated record